AUGAAGCUAAAGGUUGUUAAUCUCUGGUGUAAACGCUACUACAAGAAGAACAAGAAACUGCUCUAUAAAUUUCCUCGUACUUUCAUUGAGAAGGAAGACGCUGUGAUAAUCAUAGUAUGCUGCUACCUUGAGAAGAUCAGAACGAAGCUUAUCUGCAAAGGUGGUAAUACCAUCAAGAGUAUCGAGGUUAUACCACCCGAGAAGCCACAGCCACCGCCACCUCCAGUACCAAGGUAUUUAGCAUUCAUCUAUCCAAUUGGAGUGUGUUGUAAGUCAUGCUGUGAGGGAUGUGGUGGUGGCUCCUGCCACCAUGGAUAUGGGAUUCCGCACCAACCACCAUCUUAUGAUGGAUAUGUAAGGUUAGUGCCAUCAUAUGGUCCCAACCUGGAAGAUGCCCUUUUGAUGAAGGAAUGA
Molecule: messenger RNA, 414 nt
Organism: Vitis vinifera (wine grape)
Lineage: Eukaryota; Viridiplantae; Streptophyta; Magnoliopsida; Vitales; Vitaceae
Exons: 2
Coding region: 1-414 (137 amino acids)
Biological process (GO): regulation of defense response to fungus
Source: RefSeq, a predicted model, not a curated record